Daldinia loculata is the source of this 873-nucleotide messenger RNA. RefSeq lists its product as uncharacterized. Bases 1 to 873 code for a protein of 290 amino acids. NCBI's taxonomy places the organism in Eukaryota, Fungi, Ascomycota, Sordariomycetes, Xylariales, Hypoxylaceae. The transcript has a single exon. The record is from RefSeq and is a predicted model, not a curated record.
AUGGCCUCUCAACGGUCUAUUGCCAAUGGAAUCGGCGGUUCUACACGUCAGCAACAAGACCACGAAGCAUUUCUCGAGAUUAGCGAGUCUUCCCAAUCUCCUACUACUUCAAACAGGCCAAAACAAAGCCGUACAGCCUCCAGGCCGGCCGCCAAACCACGAGCUAUAUGGAGUAAGAAGGAUACGGUCGUCUAUAUGGAGCACUUAGCGGCUCUUACAGACAAGGAUAUUUUCGACAUCGACAAUCCACAGACGUGGAAAUUCGCGUGGCCGCGUCUAUUAAAGGCCAUGAACAGGACGUCUCCUAAUAAACUGUGGACGGUCGAUUUGAUGAGGUCGAAAUGCAAGACCGAGCGUAAACGUUACCUCUCAUACCUCGGCCUAAUCGAUGAUUAUAAAAGCAGUGAUUUCGCUGCUGCGUAUGAUCAGCAGUGGGAGUCUUCUUUGAGGGAAAAUCCCACGGGAAAGUCGCUGCGUAUAAGGUCUUUUAGUAAUGAGGACCUGUACAGCCAAGUCUUCCUCCAUGAUACAUCUACGGGUGAAUAUAUACGUGAGGCUGGGGAGUUAGAUGAUCUGCCUGAUCUCUGUGGUUUCAAAGGCAACCGUAAACCGGCACGAAGCUCGCAAAGAGGGUUGGAUACGCAGGGAUUCGAGGAGGCUUUUGUUAGAGGGGCAUUGGAGAUGGGACGAGCACAGGGCUCCUCUGAUAUUGAAAAGGCGAUUGCAUACCUCCAAGAUAACCUCGCAAACGAACUAUCAGAAGAUCAGUUUUUCUCGGCUUGCGAGAAGUUGGUAGAGCCGCUGAAGGCCGUGGCUUUCAACACUCUUCAGUCCAAAGAGCACAAAUUACGGUAUCUUGGUGUAAUUACUUGA